Messenger RNA from Achroia grisella, 2519 nucleotides. RefSeq names its product RUS family member 1. The record is from RefSeq and is a predicted model, not a curated record. Bases 212 to 1873 code for a protein of 553 amino acids. Lineage: Eukaryota; Metazoa; Arthropoda; Insecta; Lepidoptera; Pyralidae. The transcript has 9 exons.
CUUUUCAUAUAGGGUUUGAAAUAAAAAUAUUUUUAAUUAGGAUUAUAAAGAGAAUAUGGAAAUCAACAAUUAUUAAUUGUUCCUAUAACUUAUAAUUAUACUCAAAACUUCGUUAAUGUUUUUAUACCAUACCAAAAGGAUCUCCAAAUAUUACUUUUAAUGCCAAAAUUAUCAUAUAAAAUUGAAAGUUGAAGGUUUAUCUCGAAUUAUUAUGUAUACUAUACAUGAAGGAGAAAUAUUGUUGAAAGAAAAAUAUGGCUCUACAUCCAAUAAACGAUUCUAUGUAAAACCGCCAGAUCAAGAUAAUAUAGUAGUAGUGGAUGAUGAAAGAAUAAGUGAUGUCAUUAACUGGUUCACAAGAAUAUUUCUACCACAAGGCUAUCCUGGUAGUGUUAGUAAAGACUACAUAUCCUACCAAAUUUGGGACACUGCUCAGGCUUUUUGCAGUACCAUUACAGGCACUUUGGCCACUCAAGAAGUUCUUCGUGGUGUGGGAGUAGGAGAUACUAGCGCCACACCUUUGGCUGCUACGGUUACAUGGGUAAUAAAAGAUGGGUGUGGACAUCUAGGAAGAAUUUUGUUUGCAUUCAGCCAUGGGACAUAUUUAGACGCAUACAGUAAAAAGUGGAGACUGUAUGCGGAUACACUAAACGACGCAGCAAUGUGUAUUGAAAUUGCCUUGCCAUUGUUCAGGAACUAUACAACAUUCGCUUUGUGUGUAAGCACUGUGAUGAAAGCUAUUGUUGGCGUUGCUGGCGGGGCGACAAGAGCGGCUAUGACUCAACAUCAUGCCCUAAGAGGUAACAUGGCUGAUGUAUCUGCAAAAGAUUCGGCACAAGAGACGGCUGUCAACUUAAUCGCUUCCAUAACAGCGCUUUUCAUCAUUAGUUUAUUUGGGAAUUCCAUCAUCAUUUUUAUCUUAAUGAUGAUACUUCACAUAAUCUUCAAUUACUUUGCCGUGAGAGCUGUAUGUUUGAGAACUUUAAAUGAGCCUAGAUUUUUACAAGUAAUCGACAUAUAUUUGAAACAAGAAGUCAUUGCGAACCCUUGCGAGAUUAAUCGUGCUGAACCAAUAAUACUUUAUCAAUUGGGACCAAAUUUAUUAGACUUGAAGCUGUGUGGAUUUCAAAUUAAACUAGGAUAUUCAAUAAAAAAAAUAAUUAAUGAACAAUCAAAUAGCGCACGUUUGCGAAGAAUCAUUGAUGUUUAUAAUGAUAAACAGUACCUACUGCUCCCAGAUAUAAGUAAACGAAAGAUGCAUGUAUUAUUAAAGGAGGAAGCAACGGCUGAUGACAUACUAUGUUCAUAUUUCCAUGCUGCGUUACUGUCCAUAAUCAUAUGCGCUAUAAACGAUUAUUCUUUGCCUAUUUACUGCAAUUCAGUAGAACCACGUCCAUUCGCACAAGUAUGUCACACCUUGCAAUCGGCGGAAUGGAGUCGUGAAGCAACGAACGUCUCCGAAUCUUAUAAUCUAUUCCAAUACGAGCCUACGCAAGAGCUCAUAGUAUAUGUAGACAAGAUAGUACAAAAGGAGUGGUUUAAAAUAAGAAGAGGAUUAGCACAAACUGGCUGGGAUCUUAACAAACACCUACUUAUGGUUGAUGAAUGGCGAGUGUGUAGCCAAACAAUUACGAAUACAGUACCAAUAGAAAAGAGUCUCGAUACCAUUGUACCGCCAAAUAGUAAAACGAUAUCUUUCGGGGAAAUACUAGAAUUCGAAACAGAUGAGAAUUCUGAGAAGGAUGCUUUUACUAUAGAACCUGAAUAUUCAAUGGCAGAAAUACUAACCAAAACUGACAUAAUAGAAACCACAGAAAAGGAAGAUUGUACUAAACUAGAAGUGAAACUCAGUAAGAAUAAAAAAGAAGACUGAAAAAACUUGUAGGUUAACAAUAUAGAUCAACAAAGACUAUAUACUAUAGACUAUAAUACUUUGCGCAUUUUACAUUCAGGAACCAAUAAAGAGAAUACAUGUAAUUUUUAAGCUAGACUACUACUUAUUUAUAUUAUUUUGUAUGUCUCGGUUUCCACAAAAGAAUUUUACUCUUCAUUUCCGCAUUUACUAAAAAAAUGUGCCAAAGCAGUGCUAAUGUGUCUGAUGCAAUAUAUAAGAUGCUACCAAAUUAUCUGCAUUUCCUGAUAUAAGGCAUUAAUGUUAGUUUUAUACAAUAAGUAAUGUCUUGGCAGCAUUGUUUAAUUAAAUAUACCAAAAUUUCUUCACUGAAUGCCAAUCCUCUGAUCCUAUAGUACCUACUAAAGCAUACUGUGACUAGAGCUGUAGUUAAAAAGAUACUAGAUGGCGUUGGGGUCAAAUUAAAUCGCGCUAUAAUUUCUCCCGAUCCGAAAGCCUUAUACGCAAACUGUCUAAAGCUAACCACUCAUACCAAUACAACAUGUUACAAAAGGCAUUGAUGAAUAAAUUUUUGAAGCACCUGGUCUGAUUUCUUCAGAGUCUGGUGCAUAUAAACAAAGAAUACCGACGGAAAAAUAAAUAAAUUUGCUUCAGGUGAGUCUUAAUA